Messenger RNA from Sclerotinia borealis F-4128, 1632 nucleotides. Lineage: Eukaryota; Fungi; Ascomycota; Leotiomycetes; Helotiales; Sclerotiniaceae. The record is from the annotation of a GenBank genome assembly.
AUGGAUGACCCCAUCGAAGCUUUUACGUCCAUCACAGGACAAUCGGAGGUUGUGGCAAGACGUUAUUUGGGAAUGACAGACAACAACUAUGAACAAGCAAUAGGAUUAUUCUUUGAAGCACCUGAACUCGCCGGAAGUCAAAAUGACACUCCUCAGCAAGCGCCACCACAGAUACCUACUUCUACCAGGCCUCAAAGAUCCACAACCCGUGCCAUGGAACAUUCAUCUGGGGUGGUACAUAUAGAUUCUGAUGCUGAUGUGGAAGUGGAUGAUGAUGGUAGUGAUGCGGAUUCUGAUGCUGCAAUAGCUGCCGCUAUUGCACGCGCCGCGGAGGUGGAGGACGAUGCAGCCAUGGCGCGGAGAAUGCAAGAAGAGCUAUACGGUGGUGGAGAUGCUGGUGGCGGUUUAGAUGCAGAUGGCGUAAGAGCUCCUAUUGCGAGAACAACGGAGACACUUGUUGGCGGUUCAGGAGACUGGGAAACAGAUGAUGCACAACAAGCUGUUAUGCAGCAGAUGAGACUUCGAGCACAAGCCAGAGCAGCUGGCGGAGGCUCAGCUCGAUCGGGAGUCUUCAAUCAACGAGUCACUCCAUCGAUUUGGGAUGAAUCUAACGAUGGUUUGGCACAGGCGACUGGAGGGGCCUCGGAAGGAACUAGCAAGACCGCCCGCCUUGCGGAACUUUUCAGACCACCAUUCGACCUAAUGUACAAAUUGCCUUGGGAUGAGGCUCGCGAUGAGGGAAAAGAGAGUGGAAAGUGGAUCUUGGUCAACAUACAAGAUAACUCUAUAUUCGACUGCCAAUCAUUGAAUCGCGAUAUAUGGAAAGACUCUGGCAUCAGAGAUGUCGUCAAGGAAAACUUCAUAUUCAUGCAGUAUUCCAAGGACGAUCCCAGGGGAAGCCAAUACCUUCAGUACUACUUUCCACAAAAAGAUAGUGAGGCUGCAUAUCCUCACAUCGCGAUCGUCGACCCGAGAACCGGAGAGCAAGUAAAAGUUUGGUCGGGACCUCCAGUACCAAAGCCUGCAGAUUUCCUCAUGCAAUUGGUUGAGUUUCUAGAUCGAUACAGUCUUGAUCUUUCCAAGAAAAAUCCCGUUGCUAGACGAAAACCAGAGAAGUCGAAGUCGAUUGACGUCGAUAAGCUCACCGAGCAGGAAAUGCUCGACUUGGCACUGCAAAAUAGUCUCGCAAACAAUGGAACGGCUGGACCCAAGGCGGAUGAUCCAGAUGACCUUACAAAGAGCUUCGGAGAUGCCGGCAAAGAAAAGGGCAAAGGGGCUAAGGAAGAAAGUUCAGAGGCAGCUGAGUCCUCCCAAGAUAGCUAUAUCGAAGCAGUCUCGCCUUUCGAUCAAAUUGCUUCCGACAGACCGCAUACUGAACCCGAAGGCCCCGCUUCGCAAAACACACGCAUCCAGUUUAGACAUGCCGAUGGUCGUGUUGUUCAUAAAUUCAGACUUGACGAUCCAGUACGCCGCAUUUACGAAUGGCUCAAAUCGGAUCCACUGGAUGGCAAAGCAGGAUUCCCCUUUGAGCUAAAAGCUUCUGGGAAAGAUUUGAUGGAUUGUUUGGACCAAACAAUUGAGGCUGCGGGGCUCAAGAAUAGCACGGUGAUGAUGGAAAUUAUCGAUUAUUGA